CUUUUUGCUUCACAUUAACGUAAGACUAGUGUGGAUCAGCUUUAAACAAACUUGGAAUACGUAACACCGUACAAAAAAAAAUUCUUGAUCUUACAUUAUCAUGGGAGAGGUUUAUGAGGCUUUUGAUGCGGAACUUCACUUAAAAUAUCAGACCGGAAAGGAAAAAUUACUCUUUUUUUUUGUUUUGUUACAAAUUUUACGUAUAUAACUACUGCCGACUGGAAACUAACAUGUCAGAGAGAACAGCCAUUGAUUCAAAUUACGAACUUUGCACCCUUUGCACCUGUUCCUUUUCUAAAUAUUCAUCCCCACCACCGUGAGAGGGCGGCCCUUGCGGAUAGUUGGAAGAAGUGAAGAGUAUAUUGGAGUGUAUUUAUUUCACCAGUCUUUCUAUUUACCGAGCACAAUGCUGGACUCUCAACGUAAAUUGUUACAGCCCGUAACAAUGGAUAAAUGUUCAAUACUGAAGUCGUGCACUUUCAUAUUUUGGCACAUUUUUGUGUAUUAUUGAAUAUAAUAAAUACUUCCACUGCUCGAAUAUUGAAUAUUGAAGUCGUGCAGUUUCAUAUGCCGGUACAUUUCUGUGUAUUUUUGAAUAUAAACCUCCACUGCUCGAAUAUUGAUUUCUGUUUGUAGUGAUAUCUGUGAGUUUCUACAACAAAAAGCGCAGACAAUACGAGAGUGUGAUGAUUACUGAAGUUACUGUUUACUGGGUUUCUCCAAAAGAGCAGAUUCGAAUGAUGGGUCCAUGUGUGAGAAUUAACAUGACUUGUUAUCGGAAGGAUAUAGGUUAUGGCAGUAAUUGACUUCAAAAUACCGACAAUAACCAUUUGAAGAAAUAACAACUGUUCAUCAUAGAGCAGACUGUUAUGCCUGUAAUAUUACUAUGACAGUCUGUAGUAUGAUACCAGUUCUUCUGGUGUGGAAGAAAAAUAAUGCUCACAUCAGUGAACGAAUGAGUACAUGGAUCUCAUUUGGCAAUUGUAUAGCAGGUGGUGUGUUUCUAGGAAUGUGUUUCCUAGGACUCUUUCCAUAUGUUCAUGAGAAGUUCACAGAAGUGCUCAGUAAUGCAAAGAUCACAACUUCAUUCCCUCUUUCAGAAUUUGUAAUUAUAAUUGGAUUCUUUUUUAUAUUUGCCGUGGAGCAUUUAAUUAUUACCACACGUAGCAAGAUAGAAAUGGAAGCACUUCCAAGUGAAGAGACAGUUCGAAUGUCUCAUGCUGGAAUCAGUAGAGAUUCACGGCAGAUGUGCGAGGAUGAAUCCUAUGUGAGACUUCUAGAGUUGGAUGGCCAAGACCAAGAUCUAUGUGAAGGUGAAAUAUCAGUGUCAGAACCAUCACUACCAGUACCUAACUUUCACUGUGGGCCAAGUGGAACACAAGGCUUGCAAUCUGCAGGAAUGACUCACUAUGCCCAUUGUGAUAUGUCAUUUGCUCUUAGCAAAGCUACAGGACUUCGACAUUUAAUAUUGUUACUGGCUGUGAGUAUUCAUUCUCUAUUUGAGGGUGUGACACUAGGGCUUCAAACAAAUCCAGUCAAGGUAUUCCACCUGUUUUUAGCUGUAUUGUUUCAUGAAAUGUUAGUUGCUCUUGCUUUAGGAGCUAAUAUAGCAAAACUGAACCUGAGUCUGUUGAAUAGUUUGAAGUAUAUCUUGAUUGUCACAGGCAGUAUACCAGUGGGCAUAUUGCUGGGGCUCCUGAUUAGAACAGCUCCAGGCUUGCUAGGAGCAUUUGUUUCUGCAUUUCUUCAGGGCAUUGCUGCAGGAAUAUUUAUUCAUGUUACUUUUAUGGAAAUUAUUCCAGAAGAAUUAUCCGGAGAAAAGAGUCGACUAGUGAAAAUAAUGUUUUUCUUUGCUGGUUUCAUGAUAAUGGCAGUGGUAAAUUUUGUUUUGGGAGAUCAUUGAAACUGCAUACAUGAUAUCUUUUGAUAAUAGUGACUUGCAAGAUCUGAGGCUAGCUUUGAUGAAGUCUUCUUCAGUUUGUUUGGAGUGAUGUAUAUUAGAUUUUCUUAGGAUGAUAAUGUGUACGGGCUGCUCCCUGUGUUGAUGAUGCUGCUAUGUUGUAGUGAACCGCUCCAAAUAAACAACCUGUUGGGUGACAUACAGAAUAACGAGCAUAAGCUCCACAAGAGGAUAGCGAGGUCAAGACCACAUGACCUGACUUAUGUGAGAAGAUCCUGAUACACAGGCACCCCACACCGCAGUCACUUCUACCACCAGAAAAUUGCAUCAGCACAUAGCGGUCAUAAAGUUUUAAAGAGAUUUAUUGCAAAAUAUUUCAUUUCCAUUUUAGUACAGUUUUAAUUUCUAUGUUUUAAUCUC
Cryptotermes secundus is the source of this 2320-nucleotide messenger RNA. Its product is annotated as zinc transporter ZIP3. The coding region runs from base 887 to 1903 and encodes 338 amino acids. Gene Ontology annotation, cellular component: plasma membrane. Gene Ontology annotation, biological process: zinc ion transmembrane transport. Gene Ontology annotation, molecular function: zinc ion transmembrane transporter activity. The transcript is spliced from 2 exons. NCBI's taxonomy places the organism in Eukaryota, Metazoa, Arthropoda, Insecta, Blattodea, Kalotermitidae. The record is from RefSeq and is a predicted model, not a curated record.